UGACUAAGAGGAAAGGGGCGGUAAUGAGGGGUAUUUAGCCAGCUUUCGCUCUUGAAGUUGUAGUCAGAAGUGUUUUGGACUUUUCAAGUGCGUUACAGCUAAAGAACCAGACUUAACGGACACUCGUCACUCUUUGUGACCUCGACAGCCUGCUGACCAGCUUACAGUGCUCAACCGCUGCUGACGUGAACUAACGGAACCACGAGGAGAAGAAACAUAUCAGCUCAACGUCAGAAUGCCAGGAUUGAACAUGGCAGCCAGAGAUGGAUCGACCAUUGGCCGUUUCCACAGUGCCACUGCGAGCAACGGACAUGCGGUUCCUGAGAAGGAGACGGUUGCCGUGGAAGUGCAGCGGGAAGGGGGUUGUCGCCGCUGGUUACGGAAGGCUUGCCCUUGUUGUUGUCGACGGCAGAGCAGCUUGUGUGGUGUCAACAAUGAAGAAAAUGCCACCACAGACAAGGAUAAACCAGCAAUAGGCCCUGAGCCACCCCAACCUCAUACAGAAGACAAGGAGCUGAAGGUGCUGCCUCUCACUGUGCGUUCGCUGGACCUGCUCAGCUCAAAAACAGGUCACAACCGCAAGGAGCACAACACUGACCAGUACCACAGCAACGAGCUCAUCAUUCGCCGAGGCCAGACCUUUCAAAUGGAGCUUGACCUGUCACGACCUUUCAACAUAAACACAGACAAACUACAUGUGGAGCUGAAAACAGGGCCGCUGCCACUGGUGUCGAAAGGCACACACGUCGUCAUCCCUCUAGUGGAGGAGCUGCAGGACUUGUGCUGGGAGGCCAAGAUCGUAGAGCAGAACAGCAACCGGAUCAAGCUGUCCGUCAACUCCCCUCCAAACGGCAUCGUGGGCCAGUACAAACUCACCAUCACCACCCAGAGUCCAGAGAGCGAGUCUGUGAGCACAUAUGACCCCGACAAAAAGAUCUACAUGCUUUUCAAUCCCUGGUGUGAAGAGGACUCAGUAUAUAUGGAGGAUGAGGCUGAGAAGAAGGAGUAUGUGCUGAAUGACACGGGGAGGAUUUACUACGGUACUGAGAGACAGAUCGGAGCUCGAACAUGGAACUUUGGACAGUUUGAUGAAGGAAUUCUGGAGGCGUGUCUGUAUGUCCUGGAGAAGAGUGAGGUUCCCCCAUCUGGUCGAGGAGAUCCAGUGAAUGUGGUCCGAGUUAUCUCUGCUAUGGUCAACUCUCCUGAUGACCGCGGAGUUCUACAAGGGAACUGGUCUGGGAACUAUGUAGGCGGGACACCACCAACAGCUUGGAGCGGCAGUGUGGAAAUUCUGAAAAGAUACCACAGGGAAAGUGGGUUGCCCGUCAAAUACGGCCAGUGCUGGGUCUUCUCUGGAAUCACCACCACGGUAUUGAGAUGUCUUGGUAUUCCUGCCCGCAGCGUGACAAAUUUCCAGUCUGCCCACGACACAGAUGUUUCCUUGACAACUGAUGUGUAUUUUGAUGAGAAUAUGGAGCCAAUUAACUCCCUCAACUCAGACUCAGUGUGGAAUUUCCACGUCUGGAAUGAUUGCUGGAUGGCACGUCCUGAUUUGCCGCCUGGUAUGGGGGGCUGGCAGGUUGUUGACUCCACCCCUCAGGAAACCAGCCAGGGAACGUUCCGCUGUGGCCCUGCAUCCAUCUCAGCCAUUCGUGCUGGGCAUGUGUACUUGAGCUAUGAUGCACCAUUUGUGUUUGCUGAGGUGAACAGUGACAAGAUUUACUGGCAGAGGAACCUGGAUGGCACCUUCAGUCAGAUCCACAGUGAGAAGAAUGCCGUGGGACACUGCAUCAGCACCAAGGCUGUUGGCUCUGAGCAGCGUGUUGACAUCACACACCUGUACAAACACCCUGAAGGCUCAGAAGAGGAGCGCAUUGCUGUGGAAACGGCCUGUCGCUACGGCAGCAAGCCUGAUGUGUAUUCGUCUCCAGCGGCGGAGGACGUGAGCGUGGAAGUGAAGGUGGACGGUGACGGGCCGUGCAUGGGUGAAGACGCCAAGCUGAAGAUUGAGUUGAAGAACAAGAGUAAUCAAGCCCGCAGCACCACCCUCCACAGUCAGGUGGCAGUCAUGUACUACACUGGCGUGCUGAAGGACACAGUGAAGACCGAAAAGAUUCCUGUUGAACUGAUGCCCAAUGAAGAGAAAGUCAUAGACUGGGUCCUGCCCUACCACUCCUAUGAGGACCAGCUGGUGGACCAGGCUGCCCUGAUGCUCACCCUGUCCGGCAGGGUCAGUGAGACUAAACAGGUGCUGGCCUGUCAAACCAGUUUCAGGCUCCGCACACCAGACAUCAGCAUUGAGCCUCUGGGAGAGGCCUUUGUGGGUAAAGAGGCUUCAGCGAAGCUCACCUUUACUAACCCACUGCCAUGCACGCUCCGCAAUGUGGUGGUCCGAGUGGAGGGCCUGGGAUUGAGGAACCUUCAUCCUAUCAAUGUGGGUGAUGUUGUUAGGCACGCCACAGUGACGGUGACGGAGCACUUCAUUCCUUCUCUGGCUGGGACGAGGAAGUUGGUGGCAUCUUUGGACUGUAAACAGAUCACCCAGGUGCAUGGCGUGGUUGACAUCAUUGUGCAAGACUGUCAGUGAUGGCACAGUUGGUGCAGUUACCAUUCCGCACUGUUUCUAUACAGCAUCUCAUAACAUAUAUGCACACUGUCCACUUUAUCAGAAACACCUACCUUGUAUGUGCACAGUUAGAGACUAUAACUUUUUUCUUUCUCCAUAAUUUGUGUAAGUUAUCCUUCAUCCCUUUAUCAGUGGUCAGUUUUAGUCCACAUAGCUACUUAUGACUGGAUAAUUUUGCAAGGCUGAUUAUUCACUCGUACUAGCACAAUACACAUUGCCAUGUCACUACCACAUAUAGUAACAAUGGUCCUAAGGUGGUAUGUUUCCAUUGAGAGACAGGGUAGAGGGGGGUUAAUAAAUUGCACUGCAACAGAAGGGCUAUAGUCAAUAACUAUAAAACAAUAUAGUAGGAGUGUCUGAUAAAAUGGCCGAUGACUGUAGGUGUUAAGACUUCUAAUAUACAGGUUAUUCAGUGUAGUAUAAGUGGGACUGCUAAGUGGCAAAACUGGCUAAGACAGUUAUUGCCAGGAACCUAGUUUGAUUCCUGAUGAUGCCACAAUCAUCCAUGGGUAGGAGUUUAAAAGGCCACCUUUAUGCAGAUGCUUUCUGGAUGGGAACGAUGAAUUGAACCUUAUUGGAGAUGGACUGUUUUUACCAAGGGAGAGGUACUUUACAUAACUGCUGAUGAGAUAUGUGAUUUUAAUCCAGUAUGAAUGUACACCGUCAUGAACCUCCAGAGCUUUAACCCAGGCUGUCCGUGGGAACCUGGGGAAAGAUACCUUAUCCCAUACCAGUCGGUCAGUCAUAUUACAUAAAUUACAUUGCAGAGCCUCCAGCUCCAGUAAGACUUUUGUCUCUCUUUCUCUCCUGUUGAUUUACAGUGGGGCUCACCCUCACCAAAUGGUUGCUGCUGUACAAUAAGAGAUUCACACAGGAAUUAGGUGGAAUUAGAAAUCAUUAACUAUGGGCAAACAGUCAAAAAAUAUGAAAUAGUAUCUGUAUGAGGGAAUCUUUCAGUCAGAAUACUGAACUAUAAUGCUAUAGAUGAGAAUUAUUACAGCGAGAUGCUUAAUGAAUACAUUUCAUGUCAAUUUCUGAGCCAUUAUAGACCUGUAUCACUGUAGCUGUUUUGUGAAGUGCUAUUGCUGGAUAUGCAUGCAUAUUAACAGUAGUGAGAAGUGUGAAAUACCUCUUUGUUAUAAUUAUUAAUUUAAGAAUUUCUAGGAGUUUUGCUUUUGAAAGCUCUUGCAUGCUUAGCCUAAAGAUCUUCAAGUGCCUACAUUUUUGUCAUCCUUUUCAAAAGCAUUUGUAGAAGUGUUAUGAUUUUAUACUUGCAAGCAAAAAAUAUAUACUGUAUAACAAUAUCAAUGCCUCUAAUGUUAACAAUAUAGAGUGAGUAUUAGCACGUUCUUAUGAGAUUUAUAUAUAUAUAUAUAAAUAAUGUUUUUUAAAAUGUACUACUAGGUUGUAACCAUCUUUCACUGCCCUCUCUAAUCCUCUGUAUGUUAAAAAAAAAGAAGUGACAUGAAGGAAAACUUAAUCAGAUGCUAUUUAUGUAACUCUUGACAUUAUUUAUCAACAUGCAUUGUUUUCUCUAAAAAUGUUAUUUUGUUGUUAAUAAAACCACAUGUAAAAUCUUC
Molecule: messenger RNA, 4206 nt
Organism: Pygocentrus nattereri (red-bellied piranha)
Lineage: Eukaryota; Metazoa; Chordata; Actinopteri; Characiformes; Serrasalmidae
Gene: tgm1l1
Product: transglutaminase 1 like 1
Exons: 14
Coding region: 236-2587 (783 amino acids)
Biological process (GO): peptide cross-linking
Molecular function (GO): protein-glutamine gamma-glutamyltransferase activity
Source: RefSeq, a predicted model, not a curated record